CUUUAAUUUGCUUCUCAAAGAAAAUACUUGGAUAUCCAUGGACCUCAACAACCCUAAUUCCUCAAAAUUAGAUAGGAAAUUCAUCGAGAGAAACAGGAGAAAUCAAAUGAAAGCUCUCUGCUCUAAGCUCAAUUCUCUCGUUCCACAUCAGAGUUCUAGGGAAGCGGCAUCAUCACUGCCUGACCAACUAGAUGAAGCUGCGAAUUACAUAAAAAGUUUGAAGGAAAACUUGAAGAGAAUGAAGGAAAAGAGAGACGGCUUAAUGGGAUUGAUCAAAAGUCAAGAAAAGGGUUCAAAAUCCCCUCGAAUCCAGAUUCAAGAAAUGGGUUCUUCGUCUUUGGUGAUUGCGUUGAACGCCGCCGGGUUCAACAGCCAGUUCAUUUUCAAUGAAACAAUCCGUAUUCUACACGAUGAAAGGGCUGAGAUUGUUAAUGCAAGUUUCUCUGUUGUCGAUGAUGAUACUAUUCUACACACCAUUCAUCUUACGAUUGGGGAGGGAUCACCAGAUUAUGGAGCUGCCAGGAUAUCUGACAGAUUGAAGAAGUUUGUGCACGAUGUUGGUGGAUAUAAUAAUCUGAAUUAA
Messenger RNA from Hibiscus syriacus, 583 nucleotides. Its product is annotated as transcription factor bHLH162-like. Gene Ontology annotation, biological process: regulation of transcription by RNA polymerase II. The coding region runs from base 38 to 583 and encodes 181 amino acids. Lineage: Eukaryota; Viridiplantae; Streptophyta; Magnoliopsida; Malvales; Malvaceae. The transcript is spliced from 3 exons. Gene Ontology annotation, cellular component: RNA polymerase II transcription regulator complex. Gene Ontology annotation, molecular function: DNA-binding transcription factor activity, RNA polymerase II-specific; protein dimerization activity; RNA polymerase II transcription regulatory region sequence-specific DNA binding. The record is from RefSeq and is a predicted model, not a curated record.